ACAGCAUUAGGAGGUCAUGCAAAUUUACAGGUGAACGGGAUCGUACAUUUAAAAUUCAAAUACAGAUGUAGGUCUAAGCCACGGGAGAGAUUGUAAUCAGAAGUGAGCUCUACUGCCUAACACAGGAAGGGAUACCUAAAAUAAGCAAUACUGCACUCGCCGAGUUGUGAAACUACGGUGUUUUAUUUGACUUGUUUUUUAUUUUGACAUAAAGUUACAUUCUCAUAAUAAAUGGGAACAACUGAUUCGUAAGAAUUUGUAAGUCUUCGCUCAGAUUGCUGCCACGCCUACACAGCACAGGCACCUCACUUGCUGUGUUGACCCUGUAUCUCUGAUCCAGACGGUGUAUGGUAAGGAGGGAUGGAUCUGUCAAUCAAAUUGGGCAAACAGCAUUUUGCAAUGUGCUGAAUAAAUAACACAUCUUAACUAAACAGCUGUCCAGAUGGGGUGCAGAUGCUGUCGGAUGAUAGAAAGCUACGUAUUUGAUUCAGCUGUUCCAGUAGAAGUGUAUGGAUGUAGAAGUGAUGGAUCCAGUUCAGUUUACUCACAGGAGAAACCGGUGGGGACAGACAAUUGCAUAACAGGGCAAACGGUCAAUAAGCAGGACUUCAAUAAUCAGCAGACUUUAGCACAGAAACAAAGAGUCUCAAAUAUUGAAAAUGACAAAAAUCAGAUCAAUAGGACAUACUUACCAUCUGGAGAGAAGAAAUAUGGACUUGGGGAGGACAAAGGUGGUUCAAAAGUGGAAACUAAUGGACUCUAUAUUUUGGAGAAUGAACGAACUCAAAGGAAGUGUACAAUGCCAAGUAAUGAAGGAGGCAGUGACACCUGCCCGCUGAGCAAGCCUUUAGUGGAUAAUUACAUAGCUGCCCUCUCCCAAAACAACAGUAGUGUGGUAAAGGGAUGUGAGGAACAAAGUGAAGCCACAACAAUACAAGCUACACCAAAAACAGAGAAUAUACUUGUUUCAAAUGAAAAUCUUCAAGACAAAAAACAACCCUCUUUAUUGAAUGACAGUCAACCUGAAGUAAACCCACCUGCAAUACAGACACAUGACAGUUUUGAAAAUGACUGUGUAGAUGUUACAGACAAUGCUCCAGUCAACGGAGUAGAUGCCAAAAUAACUAUUUCAUCUAAUGCAAGUAUCUCCUCUGCCGAUAUAAAAGAAUGUGUUUUCCAGCUAGAUGACUUGGAUGAACUAAAUGGCAGAAUCUCUCCGUUAGUAAGAGGGGAACUGGAUUCUAAAUCUGAAGAGUGCAAAAGUUCAAUAGACAACUUUGAGAUUUGUGAUGACCUUGAAGUGGCAGAGGCACUUGCAGCUCUAGAAGCUGCUACAGCAGGAGAGGAUGAGGAAUAGUCGUUUAAGAAAACAUACCUUCACACUCCUAAAAACUGUCAGUGGGAGUCACAGCAACGCAUGUGUCAAAAAGUAAGAUGGAAGGAAAAAAGACUUCUGUGGUUCGAUGCUGGAAUGUGGUAGCUUUCUGUAAAUGGACAUAAAAGCAUGACCUAUAGCAAGCGCCAAGCUUUUCCUUCAUUUUCAUUAUCCCCUUUAUUAAUGCAGCUAUAGUCCAUUAUUAAACAAAGGUCAAGGUUCUAAAAGCUGUAUACUUCCAAAUGUCAUUCCCACUUAUUUCAGAUAGUAAAAACACACCCAAUAAAAUGACCAUAUGAAAAGUAAACAACUGAGACAUUUAAUUUUAAGGGUCUCAUCUGAAGUUGUUCCUUAUUCAUUUCAUUAUAGUCUGAAUUUGUGGAGCCUAAUAUAAACAAACCUAAUACAAUACCAAGAAAGCACCAUUCAGGUAAUCUCACUGAACACCCAAUGAUGCCUACUAUAUGUAAAUUAUCAGAAUAAAAACUAAUAUAACACAUUUGGAAAUACUUAUUGCUGCUGGUGCCAGUGUCUGUGCUUUUCAAUUAGAUUGCUUUUGUGUAUGAAUGUGUGGUUCACUUUAAUUAUGUGUUUAUUUUUUAGGUGUCAAAAUAUACCUAUUUAGUGGGAAUCUAAAUUGCCACUGCUUUUAGAUAUCUGGAU
Messenger RNA from Acipenser ruthenus (sterlet), 2038 nucleotides. RefSeq lists its product as uncharacterized. The transcript is spliced from 4 exons. The coding region runs from base 443 to 1357 and encodes 304 amino acids. The record is from RefSeq and is a predicted model, not a curated record. NCBI's taxonomy places the organism in Eukaryota, Metazoa, Chordata, Actinopteri, Acipenseriformes, Acipenseridae.